Molecule: messenger RNA, 885 nt
Organism: Lactuca saligna
Lineage: Eukaryota; Viridiplantae; Streptophyta; Magnoliopsida; Asterales; Asteraceae
Source: the annotation of a GenBank genome assembly
AUGGCUAAUCUUGAUACAGUCCUAAGCAAAUGUUUCGUAAUAGCAGAUUUAGGAUGCUCCAAUGGCCCAAAUACGCUAUUGGCUGUAUCUAUCAUUAUUGAUGUAGUCCUUGAGCGUUGUAGAGAAGAUAAUCGUCAUAAAGCACCACAAUUUCAAAUAUUCUUAAAUGACCUUUAUGGAAACGAUUUCAACGCAAUUUUCCAAUUGCUACCAAAAUUUUAUGCAAACCUUAAGAAGGAGAAGGGGGAAAACAUUUGUUGUUUUGUAUCUGCUACUCCGGGUUCCUUCUAUGGUAGACUCUUUCAAGAUGGAAGUUUACACCUUGUUCACUCCUCUUACGCUCUUCACUGGCUUUCUCAGGUACCUGAGGGCAUUGAAAACAACAAAGAAAACAUAUACAUGGCUAAAACAAGUCCUCCAAAUGUGUUUGAAGCGUAUAGAAAGCAAUUUCAUACCGACAUGAAAAUGUUCUUACAAAUGCGCUCUAGUGAAAUAGUACGUGGUGGGUGCAUGAAGCUGGUUCAAGAAUCAGAUAUCAACACAUUUAAUGCCCCUGUUUAUUUUCCAUGUGAGGAUGAAGUCAGGAAUGUUAUUCACGACGAGGGAUCGUUUUCUCUUGAUACCCUCAAUGCUUUUCAACUAAACUGGGAUCCAUAUGAUAGAGACUACACGAGUAUGAAAGCUUUGAAUGAGCAAUGCUGUAUGCAUGGGAAAAACACUGCAAUGUUUAUGAGAGCUGUUACAGAAUCGUUGCUCGUAUCUCAUUUCAGGGAUUUAAUGAAUACUAAUGUGCUAUUUGAGAACAUGGAAAAGCAAGUGGCAGAACACCUUACAAGGAAGAAGACAAGACAUUUUACUUUGGUCAUUUCAUUGACUAGAAAAUAA